ACCCGAAAAAAGCCCCUUCUGCGUCACUGUGAGCUUCGUGUAACGUUUACGUGCUGGCAAAACAAAUAUCCGACGAGCACGUGAAGGCAGCACUCAGCUGGUAGUUCCCUGAGCAGCAGACGUCGGAGCACGGUACUGACAACUGACAGAAAAUAUACUGCAUCUCAGCAUGGAGAGCGACACUGCUACAGAGGUAGCAGACCACUCGGCGCGCACCUUCUCCCAGGUGGUGUUCAUCGACAUCCCUCAGUCAUACCCACCGUCCACCCACGUCACCUGCAGCUACAACCUCACUGCGGCCUUCCAGCCCAACCCCAGGGACUGGGUGGGCAUCUUUAAGGUGGGGUGGACCACAACAAAGGAUUAUCAUACCUUUGUGUGGGUGGAGCCAUGUCUGGAUGUAGUUGGGGACCAGACAGUGACAAGGCAAGCUUUCUUUAAGGAUUACUACCUGCCGAAAGAUGAGAUCGAGUUUUACCAGUUCUGCUACGUUGACAGCACCGGUCAGGUGCGAGGAGCCAGCACUCCUUUCUGUUUCCGAAGCCCUGCGGAGCAAAGCCUGGAGAGCAACCCGGACGACGACCUCCUGGUUAUCACAACACAGGACCAAGUCGAGCAGAGCUUGCGCGAGAAAGCUGAAAUGCAGAAAGAGCUGGAUCAGAUAAGGGCUGAAAACGAAACCUUAAAGAGUGCUCUGCUGAGGGAGCAGCAGCAAGCUGCCAGCUUAAAGGGGCAGAAUGAGCAAAACGAGAAAGAAAAAGCCGAACUGGCCACUGAACUGGAUCAAACCAAGCAACAGACUGAAAUCCUCAGAAGCUCUUGGCAGCAGCAGCUGAAGGAAAAUGACCACUUGAAGGAGGAGAUGGUGAUCCAGAUGACAAAGCAGAUGGAGAUACAGCAGGGUGGCAUCACUGAGAGGAGGGAGCGGAGUUCAUCGAGAACGAGCGAGGAGAAAUACGAUCGAGCUGUGCAGAAGAUCAACCAGCUUAAAGACGAGCGUGAAAAGCUGAAGGAGGCGAUUGAGGCCCAGAGUGAGGAGAUCUCCAAGCUGAAUGCAAAGCUCAGAGAAGGUGAACGGGAGCUGUUUAAAGCAAAGGACGGCAUCCAGCUCAUCGAGGUGGACCUUCAGAGCAGCAGGAAAGAGAAAGAGAGGCUCGCUGCAGAGCUGCAAAGACUGCAGAGCCUCACCUACAACGUGGACAAAAUGCAGAGAGAGAACCAGGACUUACAGAGGAGGCUUUCAGUGCAGGAGACUCAGCAGAGCCCUUCGGAUGACCUAAAGUUUCAGUGUCAGACUCUUACCAGACAGCUACAGGAGACUCAGGACAAGCUGGCAGCUGAAAAGAGACGUAAUGAGUAUUUGCAGGCGGAGAUGCAACAAAUCCGGGAUCAGCUGGAGAACGUGUGCAAAGCAUUGGAUGUCGAAAAACGGAAGAGCAGCAAAUUUGAGCUGCAAAUCCAUGAAGUUAAUGAAGUGUUGGCAGAUAAGAACAUCACCAUAGAGGAAAGGGAGUCGACCAUAAAUCAGAAAGACAAUCAGAUCACACUCCUGACACAAGAGAAGGAGGAGCUUGCUCGAGAAAACCAGACUCUCAAAGAAAACAUUCAGGACCUGCGUAGACUUUACACAGAGCCCCCUACGACUCCUGCAGAACCUUUGUACUUGCCGCCAGAUGACAACGCACCACCUCCUUCAACCCACGUUUAUGAAACCAUAGGACCAGAGGACGAGGAGUCACUGGUGUGUCGUCACUGCCGCGAGAGCUUCCCCGGUAUCACCCAGGACGAACUGGAUCAGCACGAGCAGUGUCACCGCGUCUGCCCCUUCUGCACGAUGCUCUGCGACGACAUGGACCAGGCCACGUUUGAAGAUCACGUCUACAGCCAUUAGGAGAGACAGCGGCAGCAGCGUGGUUUGAAUAAGUCUUAAGAGAUGGGUGGUUAUAAAUUUAAAAGUCACUUCUUGGCUUCAACAUGUUGGCCUGCAGACACUGGAAACCUGCCUGUGUUACGUAAUCCUUCGCGGCCUGUGUUAUUGCAUUUAAAUAUAAAAACUUAAAAGUAGACUGCACAACUUCUAUGCUUACAUUUAGGCACGUGCACACACAGAUAUUUAGCUCUGCUGUUGGUAUUAACACACAAGGUGUCAAACAAGUCAGUUAAACUAGACUACAGCCAAACGCCUCAUUAAAACCUACUUAGGACAUGCAAACUUCUGAAUGCACGCUUAAAAAUUCACACACACGUUAUAAAGACACACCCGUGGUGGUUUCACAUGAAUUUAAAGGCUAGUUAGUGAAUAAAUCCUAAACAUUAUGAAUA
Oreochromis niloticus (Nile tilapia) is the source of this 2322-nucleotide messenger RNA. It is a transcript of the gene calcoco2, whose product is annotated as calcium binding and coiled-coil domain 2. NCBI's taxonomy places the organism in Eukaryota, Metazoa, Chordata, Actinopteri, Cichliformes, Cichlidae. The record is from RefSeq and is a predicted model, not a curated record. The coding region runs from base 170 to 1891 and encodes 573 amino acids. The transcript has 15 exons.